AUGAUCACAACACUCUUGUUCCUAGUUCAGAGGACAGAGGAGGUCCUGGUUCAGAGGCAGAGGAGGUCCUGGUUCAGAGGACAGAGGAGGUCCUGGUUCAGAGGACAGAGGAGGUCCUGGUUCAGAGGACAGAGGAGGUCCUGGUUCAGAGGACAGAGGAGGUCGUGGUUCAGAGGCAGAGAGGAGAGCCUGGUUCAGAGGCAGAGAGGAGGUCCUGGUUCAGAGGCAGAGAGGAGGUCCUGGUUCAGAGGCAGAGGAGGUCCUGGUUCAGAGGACAGAGGAGGUCCUGGUUCAGAGGACAGAGGAGGUCCUGGUUCAGAGGCAGAGGAGGUCCUGGUUCAGAGGACAGAGGAGGUCCUGGUUCAGAGGACAGAGGAGGUCCUGGUUCAGAGGACAGAGGAGGUCGUGGUUCAGAGGCAGAGGAGGUCCUGGUUCAGAGGCAGAGAGGAGGUCCUGGUUCAGAGGACAGAGGAGGUCGUGGUUCAGAGGCAGAGAGGAGAGCCUGGUUCAGAGGACAGAGGAGGUCCUGGUUCAGAGGCAGAGAGGAGAGCCUGGUUCAGAGGCAGAGAGGAGAGCCUGGUUCAGAGGCAGAGAGGAGAGCCUGGUUCAGAGGCAGAGAGGAGGUCCUGGUUCAGAGCACAGAGUCUCAGCGUUAUCUCAGCAGCUGCAGCACAAUCAUCUGGUGUUUUAUCGUGA
Molecule: messenger RNA, 696 nt
Organism: Knipowitschia caucasica
Lineage: Eukaryota; Metazoa; Chordata; Actinopteri; Gobiiformes; Gobiidae
Source: the annotation of a GenBank genome assembly